Hypanus sabinus (Atlantic stingray) is the source of this 849-nucleotide messenger RNA. RefSeq names its product EEF1A lysine methyltransferase 3-like. The coding region runs from base 187 to 849 and encodes 220 amino acids. Gene Ontology annotation, biological process: peptidyl-lysine methylation. The record is from RefSeq and is a predicted model, not a curated record. NCBI's taxonomy places the organism in Eukaryota, Metazoa, Chordata, Chondrichthyes, Myliobatiformes, Dasyatidae. Gene Ontology annotation, cellular component: cytoplasm; cytosol. The transcript has 3 exons. Gene Ontology annotation, molecular function: protein-lysine N-methyltransferase activity.
AGGCAGGAACCCAAAGCCUCUUCGGAGUGUUUCUCCCUUAUAUGUUCUCAUUGUUUUCUGUGCACUGUAGGUUAGAGCGAUAACCUGCAUGCAACGCCGAGUCUGAGACUGGUAUCAGCGGCCGUUGAAGCAAGUCGCCAGACUGGAAGUGCGAAAGGUAUCGAACCGCGUGCAACUCGGGCCAAAAUGCAGGAGGAACAAACGACCGAGGGGACCAAAGGACCUGAAACCAAAGAGGUCUUCCAAAAUCAAGAGAGGCAUUUCACGUUUUGUGGCCACGACAUAAAAAUCAUUCAACACUUGAAAGACCUCGACAUCCCAGCCGUGGUGUGGCCGACCGGGCUUGUUCUUUGCAGGUAUUUUGAAAAAGCAGGGCUAAAUUUUUCUGGGAAGAAGGUGAUCGAGCUGGGAUCUGGCACGGGACUCGUGGGGAUUCUUGCCAUUCUGCUGGGUGGCGACGUGACCUUGACAGAUCUACCCAUGGUUCUGAAUCAGGUGGAGGAAAACGUUGCGAAGAAUAUCCCGUCGACCAUGAUGCAGCGGUCGAAGGUCUCCGCCCUCCAGUGGGGUGAAGACCACAGGAACUUUCCGUCGGAUUAUGACGUCAUCCUGGGUUCGGGCGUCGUCUACUCCCGGCGACAUUUCCAAUUUCUGAUCGACACUCUCCUGCAUCUCAGCAACGAAGGGACCGUCAUAUACCUGAGCUCCUCAAUGGACCACGACACUGGGACCAUUGACUUUCACGAGAAUAUAGUCCCACAGCAUUUUAAUUCCGAAAUUGUGGACAGAAUCGAAUCGAAAGAUGUAAGUGUGUUCAAAAUCACCAGGAAGCACACUACAUUUCAGUAA